CCGUGCUCAUCACUCCUAGGCUAGAUCGUGGCCCUGCUGGUCGUGGGAGGAAGGCGCGAGGCACUUGCCUGGUGUGUGCGACACGCGCGAGCGCACGGGGCAGGCGAGGAGCUGCUGCUAGGAUGGUGGCCAAGAAGCCGAGGGUCGUCAUAGUGGGCGCGGGCGUGGCCGGGCUCACGGCGGCGCAGCGGCUGUGCGGCGGGGGCGGGGACAGGUUCGAGGUCACGGUCGUGGAGGCCGGCGACUGCGCGGGCGGCCGUGUGCUGACGUCCGAGUUCGCGGGCCACCGGGUCGAGAUGGGCGCCACGUGGGUGCAGGGGAUCGACGGGAGCCCCGUGUACGCGCUGGCGCGCGACGCCGGCGCGCUCGGCGGGGAGGAUGCUGGCGGUGGCUGGCUCCCGUACGAGCGCAUGGACGGAUUCCCCGACCGCGUGCUGACUGUCGCCGAGGGCGGCGAGGUCGUCGACGCGGACCGGGUGGCCAGGCCGAUCGAGGAGCUGUACAGGGGCAUGAUGGAGGCCGCGCGUGCCGGCGAUGUGAGCGGCGGAGGGGGCGUCGAGGAGUACCUGCGGCGCGGGCUCCGCGCGUACCAGGCGGUGCGCCCGGGUGGUGGCAAGGAGCUGGAGGACGUCGAGGAGGCGCUGCUCGCCAUGCAUAUAAACCGGGAGCGGACGGACACCUCUGCAGACGACCUCUGCAUCCUCGACCUCACAGCCGAGGGCGAGUACCGCGACUUCCCCGGUGACCACGUCACGAUCCCCGGCGGGUACUCCCGCGUCGUCGAGCACCUCGUCGCGGCGCUCCCGCCAGCCACCGUCCGCCUCGGCCUCCGCCUCUGCCGUCUCGACUGGGGCGAGACACCUGUGCGUCUCCACUUCGCCGAUGGCGCGCCGACACUCACCGCCGACCAUGUUAUCCUGACGGUUUCGCUAGGCGUCCUCAAGGCCAGCCUCGGCAAGGAUUCCUCCGCCGCGGGCGCCAUCACCUUCGACCCGCCGCUCCCGCAGUUCAAGCGCGACGCCGUCGCGCGCCUCGGCUUCGGCGUCGUGAAUAAGCUGUUCAUGGAGUUGGAGGCCGUGGAGGCACUGGAACCGGAAGGCGGCCACGGCGGCGACCGUCACCUGGCCACGUCGGCGCCGCCGGGUUUCCCGUUCUUGCACAUGGCGUUCCGAGGGCACGUGUCUAAGAUGCCGUGGUGGAUGCGCGGCACCGAGUCGAUCUGCCCCGUGCACGCGGGCUCCAGCGUGGCGCUAGCGUGGUUCGCCGGGCGGGAGGCCGCGCACCUGGAAUCCCUCCCCGGCGACGAGGUCAUCCGCGGGAUCCACGCCACGUUGGACUCGUUCCUCCCGGCCCCACCCCGCGGCCGCGUGGGGCCCACCGCGACGUCACGGUGGAGGGUGAGGCGAAUCAAGAGGAGCGGGUGGGCCACGGACCCGCUGUUCCUGGGGUCCUACAGCUACGUGGCCGUCGGCUCGAGCGGCGAGGACCUCGAUCGGAUGGCCGAGCCGCUGCCACGCGGGCAGGACGCCGACGACCGGGCGCCGCUACGCGUUCUGUUCGCCGGCGAGGCGACGCACCGGACGCACUACUCGACGACGCACGCGGCGUACCUGAGCGGCGUGCGGGAGGCCGACCGGUUGCUGCAGCACUAUCGUUAGCGUUGCACCGACGAGGCGACGAGUGGGUGUCGCGUUUUCGGAAUUCUUCAGCUUCUGCCGCUUUUUGCUUUAAUGUACUUUUGGUACUCUGCUUAUGCUGUUUCGCGUGAUUCACGUGGUAGUUAUGCUACCCUGUUGUUGGUAUGUGCUAGUGUGCUACAGCCGAUAUUCAUGUAUGGCUGGGGUAAUCUAUGGUUAAGGAAGCUUAUUAUUAUGUACCAGUAAC
Messenger RNA from Phragmites australis (common reed), 1884 nucleotides. RefSeq names its product polyamine oxidase 1-like. Bases 123 to 1658 code for a protein of 511 amino acids. NCBI's taxonomy places the organism in Eukaryota, Viridiplantae, Streptophyta, Magnoliopsida, Poales, Poaceae. The transcript has a single exon. Gene Ontology annotation, molecular function: polyamine oxidase activity. The record is from RefSeq and is a predicted model, not a curated record.